AUUUCGAAUUGGACAGUUUGCGUUCCUCUUCAAGAGUCUGAAAUGUAGGUCAGGGCUCUGCUGACAUUUCCAUUGACCUCAGAGGUGAAAAUCUAAAGUGAGCGCUGACAGGCAGGCAGUGAGGAAAGAAGACAUGACACAGCCAACAAGGAUGGCAGCCUGGCUCUGAAGUGGAAUUAUGUGCUUCAAACAGGUUGAAAGAGGGAAACAGUCUUUUCCUGCUUCCAGACAUGAAUCAGGUCACUAUUCAGUGGGAUGCAGUAAUAGCCCUUUACAUACUCUUCAGCUGGUGUCAUGGAGGAAUUACAAAUAUAAACUGCUCUGGCCACAUCUGGGUAGAACCAGCCACAAUUUUUAAGAUGGGUAUGAAUAUCUCUAUAUAUUGCCAAGCAGCAAUUAAGAACUGCCAACCAAGGAAACUUCAUUUUUAUAAAAAUGGCAUCAAAGAAAGAUCUCAGAUGACAAGGAUUAAUAAAACAACAGCUCGGCUUUGGUAUAAAAGCUUUCUAGAACCACAUGCUUCUAUGCACUGCACUGCCGAAUGUCCCAAACAUUUUCAAGAGACACUGAUAUGUGGAAAAGACAUUUCUUCUGGAUAUCCACCAGAUGUUCCUGAUGAGGUAACCUGUGUCAUUUAUGAAUAUUCAGGCAACAUGACUUGCACCUGGAAUGCUGGGAAGCUCACCUACAUAGACACAAAAUAUGUGGUGCAUGUGAAGAGUUUAGAGACAGAAGAAGAGCAACAGUAUCUCACCUCAAGCUAUAUUAACAUCUCCACCGAUUCAUUACAAGGUGGCAAGAAGUACUUGGUUUGGGUCGAAGCAGCAAACGCACUAGGCAUGGAAGAGUCAAAACAACUGCAAAUUCACCUGGAUGAUAUAGUGAUACCUUCUGCAUCCAUCAUUUCCAGGGCUGAGACUAUAAAUGCUACAGUGCCCAAGACCAUAAUUUAUUGGGAUAGUCAAACAACAAUUGAAAAGAUUUCCUGCGAAAUGAGAUACAAGGCUACAACAAACCAAACUUGGAAUGUUAAAGAAUUUGACACCAAUUUUACAUAUGUGCAACAGUCAGAAUUCUACCUGGAGCCAAACAUUAAGUACGUAUUUCAAGUGAGAUGUCAAGAAACAGGCAAAAGGUACUGGCAGCCUUGGAGUUCACCGUUUUUUCAUAAAACACCUGAAACAGUUCCCCAGGUCACAUCAAAAUCAUCCCAACAUGACACGUGGAAUUCUGGGCUAACAGUUGCUUCCAUCUCUACAGGACACCUUACUUCUGACAACAGAGAAGACAUUGGACUUUUACUGGGAAUGAUUGUCUUUGCUGUUAUGUUGUCAGUUCUUUCUUUGAUUGGGAUAUUUAACAGAUCACUCCGAACUGGGAUUAAAAGAAGGAUCUUAUUGUUAAUACCAAAGUGGCUUUAUGAAGAUAUUCCUAAUAUGAAAAACAGCAAUGUUGUGAAAAUGCUACAGGAAAAUAGUGAACUUAUGAAUAAUAAUUCCAGUGAGCAGGUCCUCUAUGUUGAUCCCAUGAUUACAGAGAUAAAAGAAAUCUUUAUCCCAGAGCACAAGCCUACAGACUACAAGAAGGAGAAUACAGGACCCCUGGAGACAAGAGACGGCCUGGAAAACUCGCUAUUCGACAAUACUACGGUUGUAUAUAUUCCUGAUCUCAACACUGGAUAUAAACCCCAAAUUUCAAGUUUUCUGCCUGGGGGAAACCAUCUCAGCAAUAACAAUGAAAUCACUUCCUUAACACUUAAACCACCAGUUGAUUCCUUAGACUCAGGAAAUAAUCCCAGGUUACAGAAGCAUCCUAAUUUUGCUUUUACUGUUUCAAGUGUGAAUUCACUAAGCAACACAUUAUUUCUUGGAGAAUUAAGCCUCAUAUUAAAUCAAGGAGAAUGCAGUUCUCCUGCCAUACAAAACUCAGUAGGGGAGGAAGCCACCAUGCUUUUGGGAAACGAUUCACCCAGUGAAACUAUUCCAGAACAGACCCUGCUUCCUGAUGAGUUUGUCUCCUGUUUGGGGAUCGUGAAUGAGGAGUUGCCGUCUAUUAAUUCUUAUUUUCCACAAAAUGUUUUGGAAAGCCACUUCAAUAGGAUCUCACUCUUGGAAAAGUAGAGCUGUGUGAUCAAAAUCAAUAUGAGAAAGCUGCCUUGCAAUCUGAACUUGGGUUUUCCCUGCAAUAGAAAUUGAAUUCUGCCUCUUUUUGAAAAAAAUGUAUUACAUACAAAUCUUCAUGUGGACACAUUUUCACUUCCCUUGGAUAAAUACCUAGGUAGGGGAUUGCUGGGCCAUAUGGUAAGCAUAUGUUUCAGUUCUACCAGUCGAGUAGUGACAUUUCUGUGCUCCUGCCAUCACCAGGUAAGAUUUCCAGGAGCUCCAAGCCCUUUUAAUUUUAGCCAUUCUUCUGCCUCAUUUCUUAAAAUUAGAGAAUUUAGGUUCCGAAGGUGGAACAGGCUUCAUGGUCACACAUACAGGCACAAAAACAGCAUUAUUGGGACGCCUCAUAUUUUUAAUAAAGAGUCAACUAUUUCUUCUUUAUUUUCCCCCAUUGAAAGAUGCAAAACAGCUCUCUACUGUGUACAGAAAGGGUAAAUAAUGCAAAAUACCUGGUAGUAAAAUAAAUGCUGAAAAUUUUCCUUUCAAAUAGAAUCCUUAGGCCAGGCGUGGUGGCUCACACCUGUAAUCCCAACACUUUGGUAGGCUGAGGUAGGUGGAUCACCUGAGGUCAGGAGUUCGAGUCCAGCCUGGCCAACAUGUUGAAACCCUGUGUCUACUAAAAUUACAAAAAUUAGCCGGGCAUGGUGGCGGGUGCUUGUAAUCUCAGCUACUUGGGAGGCUGAGGCAGGAGAAUCACUUGAACCAGGAAGGCAGAGGUUGCACUGAGCUGAGACUGUGCCACUGCACUCCAGCCUGGACAACAAGAGCAAAACUCCUUCUUAAAAAAAAAAAAAAAAUUGGCUUGCAAAGGGAGAGGCAAGUUUAAUUUUCGUUUUAUCACUUAAAAUUCUCUUGAGUAGAUAAAAAUAUAGCCCCAAAUGAUAAAAUAAGUGAAGAAUAGAAACAGAAGAGAAGUUCAUCAUUUGCUGUAUUAUUUUUUUCCCCUACUCCCCAUUCAGGUAUUAGGGAUUUGAUCUUAGUGUGAUUUGGGACUAACAGAGCUGAGAAAUAAUAAUGUGUGGAAUCAUGAGUUGCUGUCUUAAGAGUGAUGGCUUUGUUUUCCUGUGGCAUAGUUGGGAUAUUAUUUACACUAUAAUAGAAUCUAUGAGAGGUAACAGAUGCAAGAUAAGCAAGACAUAGUUUUUUGGUUACAAACCAGAUAUGUUAGAAAAUUAUUGUUAAAACAGGUAUUUGUUCAGUACCUGUUUUGAUGGCAAAUACUUGCUGAACCUACCAUUGCCCCAAAUCCCAUGUCGCCUGCAGAUAUCACCAGCCAAUCAGAACAGGCCUUUCUGCUGAGCUGUACAAGUGGCCUCAGAAGCCUCCCAAGCAGUGUUCCUUAUGGCCACAAUCCACAAGGACUGGGGUGGGAGAUUAAAUCUAUCAACCAAUGAGGUCAAUGUGGAAAAGUGGUUGAUCUUUAAAAUCUGAAAUGCACAUUUUAAGCUGAGAAAUGUUACCCAGCAGACUAUUGUGGUUAAUAUUUAUGGGCAAGGACAACAUUUUCGAAUGAUUGGAACAGUUUAAAAUAGGGUAAAGCAGGGCAUGUAAAUUCAUGCCUAUAGUCCUAGCUAGUCAGGAGGCUGAGGCCGAAGGAACACUUGAGCCCAAGAGUUAGACACUGCAGUGCGCUAUGAUCGAUGAUUAUGUGCCAGAAUAAGACCCCAUCUCUAAAAAACAAAUAUUCGUUCAUUCAUUCAUUAAAAUAAGUAGAUUACCCACUGAAUUUCUUUUUCUCCUCCAACAGUUGUCAAUUUAUACUCAUAUUUAGUCAUUUUAUUAUGAAAAAUCAGUUAAUUUUAAAAAGACUCAUUGCUUACUAUGUCUUUAGCAAAUGAGCAGGCUAUUUUGUUUUACCUUUUUUUUUUUUUUGACAAAAAUCUAAAAGCAAUUUUAUGGUCAUUAAGUAGCCCUGAAAUGAGGUUGACUGUAUCUCUGUCCAUUGUCCCAUUAUUAAUUAUGACCAGUAGCUGCCCUCGUUCACUCUCAGAAGCAUCCCUUAUUUGGAUAAUAAAUUAUGUGGUCACUCAAGACUACUUAAUGUCCAGCAUGUAAGUAAUUCAUCAGAAAUUUAUCUUUUUUUUUUGUGCUGACAAUCCUCUUUAUUUUACUUUUUAUCAUUUACCAAGAGGCCAUUUUGCUCCAAAAGGGUGUUACUAUUCAUAGUGUAAAAAAAAGUAUCCCCUGAUGUAUAAACUCUAUUCUGUUUAUCCUAUAAUAUGUAUAUAUUUUUUGUACUUUGCAUAUUCUGAAAGGAAUAUAUUUUAAAUCACUAAUGAAAUGCUAAUCUUAAAUCUCUUGACUUGUAAAUUGCCGUAUGCCUUUGCUUGAUUCUUUUGCAAAAGGAGAAUCAUAAAGAAGCCAAGAAGGAGGUAGCAUUUGAGACCGAAAUAACAAAAGACUAAGAUAAAUCUCUGAUGUUUGCAAACCUGAUGAAGACAUCUGGUAACGUGAAGAAUAUUUUUAUACUCGGAGUAGUUUGAUCAUCUGAUGCCGUCUUCUCUCAACUCGUCAAAGUCAUUCUCCGGCUUCAUCCCUGGGAUGCAAGGCUGGUUCAACAUAUGCAAAUCAAUAAAUGUAAUCCAGCAUAUAAACAGAACCAAAGACAAAAACCACAUGAUUAUCUCAGUAGAUGCAGAAAAGUCCUUUGACAAAAUUCAACAACACUUCAGGCUAAAAACUCUCAACAAAUUAGGUAUUGAUGGGACAUAUCUCAAAAUAAUAAGAGCUAUCCAUGACAAACCCACAGCCAAUAUCAUACUGAAUGGGCAAAAACUGGAAGCAUUCCCUCUGAAAACUGGCACAAGACAGGGAUGCCCUCUCUCACGACUCCUAUUCAGCAUAGUGUUGGAAGUUCUGGCCAGGGCAAUCAGGCAGGUGAGGGAAAAAAAGGGUAUUCGAUUAGGAAAAGAGAAAGCCAAAUUGUACCUGUUUGCAGAUGACAUGAUUGUAUAUCUAGAAAACCCCAUCGUCUCAGCCCAAAAUCUCCUUAAGCUGAUAAGCAACUUCAGCAAAGUCUCUGGAUACAAAAUCAAUGUGCGAAAAUCACAAGCAUUCUUAUAAACCAAUAACAAACAGAGAGCCAAAUCAUGAGUGAACUCCCAUUCACAAUUGCUUCAAAGAGAAUAAAAUACCUAGGAAUCCAACUUACAAGGGAUGUGAAGGACCUCUUCAAGGAGAACUACGAACCACUGCACAAUGAAAUAAAAGAGGACACAAACAAAUGGAAGAAUAUUCCAUGCUCAUGGGUAGGAAGAAUCAAUAUCGUGAAAAUGGCCAUACUGCCCAAGGUAAUUUAUGGAUUCAAUGCCAUCCCCAUAAAGCUACCAAUGACUUUCUUCACAGAAUUGGAAAAAACUACUUUAAAGUUCAUAUGGAACCAAAAAAGAGCCCACAUCACCAAGUCAAUCCUAAGCCAAAGGAACAAAGCCAGAGGCAUCAUGCUACCUGACUUCAAACUAUACUACAAGGCUACAGUAACCAAAACAGCAUGGUACUGGUACCAAAACAGAGAUAUAGAUCAAUGUAACAGAACAGAACCCUCAGAAAUAAUGCCACAUAUCUACAACCAUCUGAUCUUUGACAAACCUGAAAAAAAACAAGAAAUGGGGAAAGGAUUCCCUAUUUAAUAAAUGGUGCUGGGAAAACUGGCUAGCCAUAUGUAGAAAGCUGAAACUGGAUCCCUUCCUUACACCUUAUACACAAAUUAAUUCAAGAUGGAUUAAAGACUUACAUGUUAGACCUAAAACCAUAAAAACCCUAGAAGAAAACCUUGGCAAUACCAUUCAGGACUAGGCAUGGGCAAGGAAUUCAUGUCUAAAACACCAAAAGCAAUGGCAACAAAAGCCAAAAUUGACAAAUGGGAUCUAAUUAAACUAAAGAGCUUCUGCACAGCAAAAGAGACUACCAUCAGAGUGAACAGGCAACCUACAAAAUGGGAGAAAAUUUUUGCCACCUACUCAUCUGACAAAGGGCUAAUAUCCAGAAUCUACAAUGAACUCAAAC
Molecule: messenger RNA, 6167 nt
Organism: Symphalangus syndactylus (siamang)
Lineage: Eukaryota; Metazoa; Chordata; Mammalia; Primates; Hylobatidae
Gene: IL23R
Product: interleukin 23 receptor
Molecular function (GO): protein binding
Source: RefSeq, a predicted model, not a curated record